Anopheles aquasalis is the source of this 853-nucleotide messenger RNA. RefSeq lists its product as uncharacterized. Lineage: Eukaryota; Metazoa; Arthropoda; Insecta; Diptera; Culicidae. The record is from RefSeq and is a predicted model, not a curated record.
CGGUAUCGAGGCAAACGCACGUCGUCGUCACUAGGUUCGCAUCGCAUACGAUCAUCGUUCCAGUUUCUGCAGCUUCUCCAUCGAUCUUCGAAUUUGAUCCAAAGAAACGGUUCGUCGCUUAACGGUGCGUUCGAGUUACGGCGUGGUUACUUAACGGUGCGCGCGUGUGUGUCUGUGAAUUAGAGCCAACGUGCGUUGUGCAGUGCAUCUUUCUGUGCAAUCGAAUCCCCGGAAGUCUCGAAAAAAUCGACACAAAAUGGUGCAACAAACCUACAAAGCUGGCGGUAAAUGGCUGCGCUACGGAGCGAUGGCGCUAGUGGUCGUUGCUUUCCUCUCGAUUGCACCCAUCAGCGCACAUCCGGCCAUAGAGCAGGACGAUUUGGCUGAUGGUAAGGUUGUGAAUCAGAAUGCGGCCGUCAUCAACCAGCCCCGUUCGAGCAUACUGGACAACAUAUUCAAUAUCCCCAUCCAAACGCUGAAGGCAGUGAAUGAUCUGGUGCAGAGCAUCGCCGGAAAUUUGCAGCAAGCUGGCUCCGGCAGCUACUUCCGGGCACGCAGCGGUAGCCAGCUGCGCAACAUUAACGUCAACGUCGACGAUGACAAGGUAGAGGAGAACGAGACGCACGAGGCCAAGCAGCAGGCGGCAAAAAAGGGAAAAUAAAAAUAAAAUUGGAAAGACGAAGACGACGACGAGGCCCUUCGGAUAGGGGGCAAACCCACUAGCUGUAAAUAUUGCGAGGAAUCGACUGUGAUCGACGGACCGACCGUCGUUGUGUGUGCUUGCGAGGUGAAGAUGCAGAUGCGUUUGAUGUCGUUAGAUGUUAGAGCGUAAUAAAUCGUUUGCACGUGUUAU